AUGGAGCCAGCUCCUCAGGGAACCGGGCAGCAACAGGGCCGGCAGCAGCAGCAGCAGCCUGUGUACGAUAUCAGGAAUGGGGGCCACUAUGGCGCAAGCGCGGCGCUCUCUGCGCAAGGAUAUGCCCCAGUCGCUGAACUCUACACUGGUACCUGGGCCAAUGUAAACCAAGGUCUCCAAGGCACGGCCCGCGAUAUCCUGACGACCUAUUGGCAGCACGUCAUCAACCAUCUGGAAUCGGACAAUCAUGACUAUAAGAUCCAUCAGUUGCCGCUUGCCCGUAUCAAGAAGGUGAUGAAGGCGGACCCGGAGGUUAAGAUGAUCUCUGCGGAGGCUCCGAUUUUGUUCGCCAAGGGUUGUGAUAUCUUCAUCACCGAGCUGACGAUGCGCGCUUGGAUUCAUGCCGAAGAUAACAAGCGCCGUACCCUGCAGCGUUCUGACAUUGCUGCGGCUCUCUCAAAGUCGGACAUGUUCGACUUCCUGAUCGAUAUCGUCCCCCGCGAAGAAGCGACAUCCCAUGCUAAGCGAUCGAGCCAGGCUGCUGGAGCGGCUCCAGGGCCUUCCGCUACGCCUGGCCAGAUGCCACCCACCCAACAUGGAGUUCAGCCACACAUGGGCCCUGCGGAUUACGGCUCCCUUGGACAGCAUGGUCUCCCUCAGGACCAGGAAUACCGCCCUCAGCCCGCCAUGUACCCAGGGACAGUUCAAUCAGACCCGACGGCCUCGUAUGGCCAGCCUCCAUCCCAGAUGUUCGAGGGGAUGUAUGCCUACCCGCACCUUCCACCUCAGCAGUGA
Messenger RNA from Penicillium cinerascens, 795 nucleotides. RefSeq names its product CCAAT-binding factor complex subunit HapE (gene hapE). Gene Ontology annotation, cellular component: nucleus; CCAAT-binding factor complex. The record is from RefSeq and is a predicted model, not a curated record. The transcript is spliced from 5 exons. Gene Ontology annotation, biological process: regulation of DNA-templated transcription. Lineage: Eukaryota; Fungi; Ascomycota; Eurotiomycetes; Eurotiales; Aspergillaceae. Gene Ontology annotation, molecular function: DNA binding; protein heterodimerization activity; DNA-binding transcription activator activity, RNA polymerase II-specific. Bases 1 to 795 code for a protein of 264 amino acids.